Tremella mesenterica DSM 1558 is the source of this 2436-nucleotide messenger RNA. RefSeq lists its product as uncharacterized. Gene Ontology annotation, cellular component: cytoplasmic vesicle. The record is from RefSeq and is a predicted model, not a curated record. Gene Ontology annotation, biological process: regulation of Rab protein signal transduction. The annotation marks the transcript as partial. The transcript has 14 exons. NCBI's taxonomy places the organism in Eukaryota, Fungi, Basidiomycota, Tremellomycetes, Tremellales, Tremellaceae.
AUGGGUCUUUUCUGGCGACCUGAAGUCCUUGGAAACGCCUUUGCAGGGGAUACGAUCGAUGCCUUCAAUGAUCUCCUCAAGGACCCAAAGGGAAACGUGAGGAGUGGACCGAGAUUGAAUCCAGCGCUCAAAGACCGGGUCGUGCCAGACGCUGGUCCUGAUGGACCUCGAAAGUUGGUUGCUAAGGCUCUGAAAUUCGCACAUCCUCGUGACCUCGAAGUUGUCAACUCUACUUUGGCUCCCACAGCCACAUGCCAUGGUUUCUCAUUCACUCUCCCUCGUCAUGACACCUUGGCUGCUAUCGCUCGUACUCGACUUGACUCUGCUCUUCCUGCCCAAGACGGGCACAUGGAUUCAUUCUACGACAAUUCCAUGCUCUCCUCCAUCGACCCCAAUGCCUCUCUCGGACAGCUCUCGACCACCAGAGAGGUUCCCCGAGGUAUGACCUCCGCUUCUGAGAUCCAGUAUCACGGUGUCACCCUCACAUGCUGGAUGCACGUCGACGCUGUUCGUCUAACCCGGUUGAAGCAGAUCAAGAAAGGGGUCAAGCUCGCUUCCGGCCUAGGCUCAGUCGCUUCGUCCGUCCCUGGAGCGGUGGGUAUGGUGGAAGAGAAAUUAGCCAGACGACGGAACAACAUGCCGUGGAUGAAAAACUCUGCCGCUGGUUCUGAAGCAGAGGUGACUGGUAGCGAAACCGAAACGGGAGCAACGGACUCUGAGAUGGAAGGACCUCUAGGUAGAAGAGCUAUGAAGAACGCCAUGCGCAAUGUUAGGACGGCAACCGAGGACAUGAGCUUGCCGAUGGGCGAUGGUGCUGAGUUUGAUGAUCCGGGAGAUGUGUUCUGGUUGCCUUACUGCAUUACCUUGGUUUCUCGAUUCCCAAUCUAUGACACUAUGCAGGACUUCCUUCGCCUCAGCCAGGCAAAGUUGCACAUGUCACAAGUCCUUAAAAUCCUCAAUGCUGAACCGCCCCGUCCUGGGGAGCGAUAUCAUCUGACCAUCGGUUUGAACCAAAAUGAUGAGACUACUCUUGAAGGUCACAUGCCUGGCGCACUUGACUUUGACAAAGGUCUCGUCAAAGUCGACAUGCAACUGUGGCCCCUUUUCCAGGCCUUAGACAUCGACCACAUUCUCUUUUGCAUCGAUGUGGCCCUGUCCAACUCUGGUAGGGUGGUAUUUUGCUCGAAACAUGUCGCAAUGCUCAACAUCGCUGUAAGCGCAUUGAAAUAUAUAGUGGAGAUGAGAGGCUGGGAAGGAAUAGCUUUACCUGUUCUCCAUGCUAGGGAUUCCACUCUUCUGAUUGAAGACCCUGGACCUUAUAUCAUUGGUCUGACCAGUGAAUGUCGAUACGUCGUAGCGCCUCCUGCUGAGGUGGUCGUGGUGGACCUCGAUACCAAGUCACCGCCGGCCAACGUCGUCACUCCAAAACAUAAGCGCGACAAGGCUCGUACCAAGAUUCGAAACGCCCUCGGGCCGUCUUACCCGGUGGAGAAAAGUAUUCCCAUGGAGUUCAAAGUCUCGUACCCCACUUCGGCGUUUAGGAACUUCAACAAGAUUUACAAUACUAGAGAUCAGGAACGACCUCGUUAUCUGGGUGACAGGUUCAAACCUCCCGGGUGGUGGAAGCACGCGGAAGUGCUCAGCGUAUUUGAUAAAGUUAUGCACGACAAGGUAUCUGGAAUCUCCUCCUUCUGCGUGACCCUGGCUCAUCGUCUAGUACAUUAUGUGGAAACUCGGGAUGACCUUGAGCUCAAGGUGGCAAGGAUCAACAGACGAUUGUUGAAACUCAUGCAAGAGGGAGAGCAUUGGAAACAGCAAUUCGAGACAUUUGAAAAAUACGCCGAUCGUUUAGCACAAGAGGCCAAUGAGUUGAAGACCAAGAUCGACAAGGAGAAACGGGAAGCGCGGAGGUUGUCAAAUCUCGCGACUGAGCAAGGCAAAGCCAAGGUGGAGCUGGAGGAUAGAUUGAAAAGAACAGAAGAUGCUCGUGCUGAAGCGAUGCGUCAGCUGUCGGACAUGAACCAAAUGAUCCAAGAACUGGAACGAGAUCGGGAAGAAAUCAUGGACGUUUUCGAAACUCAAAUCAAUGGUGUAUUACAACAUCUACCUCCUGGUUCCCCCCUUUCUUCUUCGCGCGCGACGACACCUGCCCAAUCUAUCAACUCCCCAGCUGGAAGAUCCAUGACCUUGCCCUCUCGUGGCCGACCCCUCACACAACAGAGCAACAUGACUUCUUUGUCUCAAUUGACCGGAGGGACUGUACGCUCUCACGUCAUGGACGCAUUGGACCGCGUGAGAGCUGGGGGAAGUAUGACUGACCGAUCUGGACUUCCUGAAGGCGACAAGGCAAUGUUCGACCGUAGCGAUGCUAUAGCUCAUCGAAUCAUGAGUAUCCAGGCUAAGCUCGAACUUGCUCUUAACUCCGUUACCGGUCAA